This is a messenger RNA of Gekko japonicus, 1029 nucleotides long. Its product is annotated as solute carrier family 35 member G3-like. The record is from RefSeq and is a predicted model, not a curated record. The transcript has a single exon. Gene Ontology annotation, cellular component: membrane. NCBI's taxonomy places the organism in Eukaryota, Metazoa, Chordata, Lepidosauria, Squamata, Gekkonidae. The annotation marks the transcript as partial.
AUGGCGUCCGACUGCCGGAUCCUUCCCCGAGCCUCCUGGACCAGGGCAGACCUGUUACGGUUCUCCCCUCCAUCUUCCCCGCCCCCUCCACACCGCCCAGCCUGGAACCGCUACCGCCCGUCGGACAGCAUGACGGGCCUGCUGAUCGCCCUCUUUGGGGGCGGGGUGCCCGCCGGCUUCGCAGCCCUCUUCACCCGCAUAGCCAACGAGACCUCGGGCAUCCCCUCCCUGGAGAUCCUCCUCUUCCGCUGCACCCUCCACCUCUUCUCCCUCAGCUGCAUCCGCUACCAGCAGAUCCCCUGCUGCGGGCCCCCGGAUUCCCGCAAGCGGGCCCUCUUCCACGCCUUCGUCAACGUCAUCUCCAUCGGCUUCGCCUACACCUCCUUCAUGGUGGUGCCCAGCGGGAACGCCACCACCGUCCGCAAGGGGUCGUCCACCAUCUGCUCCAUCUUGCUGGCCUUCUGCAUCGAGAACUACCGCCUGACGGGCUACGACUGGUUCGGGCUGGUGGGCAGCACGCUGGGGGUGCUCAUCAUGGUGGUCCCGGACUUGCUGAACCUGGACGAGAGCACCCAACUCUACGACGCGGUCGGCUACAUCUUGGCGUGCAUGGGAGGGGUGCUGCUGGCCCUGGGCCUGGUCAUCUUCCGGGGCCUGGACUUCCCGGCCAAGCUGGUGACGGUCGUCUUCCUCUUCGGCACGGUGGGGAGUCUGUUGUGCCUCCCGGCCAUGUUCCUCCUGCAACACCCGGUCGUGCCCGUGGAUCCCCUGACGUGGGUGUGCGUGGCGGCCAUCAGCACCUGCGCCUUGGCGUCCUUCCUGUGCGCCAGCUACGCGGUGACGAAAGUCCACCCGGCCCUGGUGUGCGCCGUCCUGCACUCCGAGGUGGUGGUGACCCUCGCCCUGCAGUAUUACGUCCUGCGGGAAGCGGUGACGCCCUUUGACAUCACGGGGGCGGGGGUCAUCCUGGGGAGCAUCGCCAUCAUCACCGCCCAGAACAUCAGCUGCGACGCGCCCGAGGACGAGGAA